AUGGAAAAAAUUAAAACAACACCUUUACAAGAACAAAAUUGUGUUCUAGUUGACAACUUUGCUAUCUUUGUUCAAAUCUUAUUAGGGACAAUUGCAUUUUCAACCCUCAUUUAUAAAAGACACAGAGAGAGACCACAAAGACCAUUACGUAUAUG
Funneliformis mosseae is the source of this 155-nucleotide messenger RNA. The record is from the annotation of a GenBank genome assembly. NCBI's taxonomy places the organism in Eukaryota, Fungi, Glomeromycota, Glomeromycetes, Glomerales, Glomeraceae.